Molecule: messenger RNA, 3953 nt
Organism: Penaeus chinensis
Lineage: Eukaryota; Metazoa; Arthropoda; Malacostraca; Decapoda; Penaeidae
Product: DNA helicase MCM9-like
Exons: 15
Coding region: 200-3472 (1090 amino acids)
Biological process (GO): DNA replication; double-strand break repair via homologous recombination
Cellular component (GO): MCM complex; nucleus
Molecular function (GO): single-stranded DNA binding; ATP hydrolysis activity; single-stranded DNA helicase activity
Source: RefSeq, a predicted model, not a curated record
UUUUGCGAAAUUUACCUAGAUAAACACAUGUAAAAAAGUCGCUCCGUUAAUUACUGUUCGCUAAAUUGUGUUCGCUAAGUAAUGUUCGCUAAAUUGUGUUCGCUUUCGGAAAGUAAACAACUUGUGACGUCACGGAGAGGGAAGGUUGAGUGUGGGAUAAAUAUUUUUAUUUUUAUUAAGCUGUGGAGUCUUAGAUGAGAUGUCAGGAGAGGGAAAUAACACAAGAAAGAAAAUCAGAGCCAAAGAUGUCUUUGAAGCCUUCUACUUGAAGUAUCAUCGGGAUGACCUUUUGAACAUACUUGAGAGUGAAGAUGAAGACGAACACUAUCCUUUAACUGUCAACUUCUUAACCUUAUUUGAAGAACAUGUCGAGGUGGCAGAGUCUCUCCUCGCAUCCCCAAUCAAACUUCUUCCAGUUCUAAAUGCAGCAUUGGUUGCGGCCGAGUCCAAACUUCUUAGCGAAUUAGGAAGCGAGAAAAACUAUCUCACUUUGAAGACAAAAGUCCGUGCUAGAAUAACAGGCUUGCCAACAUGUCCCGAACUGUUCCGUCAUGCUAUCCCACGUACAUCUGACAUUGGGCGCCUCCUGUGUGUGGCAGGAACUGUUGUGCGUACAACAGCGGCAAAGAUGCUAGAGUACCAGAAGGAGUUCAUAUGCAGCAAGUGCAAGCAUGUGUUUACUGUGAAGGCUGACCAUGACCAGUACUACCAGCUCAACAAGCCUGGAAGAUGUCCUAAUCCAGACAACUGUUACUCCAACAAUUUCAGCUUGCUGGGUGAAACAACACAUCCUAUUCACACCAAGGACUAUCAGGAGAUCAAAAUCCAGGAACAAGUACAAAAACUUGUGGUUGGAACAAUCCCAAGAUCGUUAUGGGUGACCCUCGAGGACGACCUUGUGGACAUGUGUAAGCCAGGUGAUGAUGUCCUCAUCUGUGGUACAAUGCACAGGAGAUGGAAACCAGUGAGUAGGGAUAGCAGACCUGAUAUUGACCUUGUCUUGAAAGCCAACAAUGUUACUAUUAGAAACAAGCAGCGUUCAGGCACAGUUGUAACAGACGAGAUGAGGGAGGAGUUUGCAGAGUUUUGGGAGUACCACAAGUAUAACCCCUUGACUGGGAGGAAUAUAAUUCUUGCAUCAUUCUGCCCACAGGUAUAUGGUCUUUAUGUGGUAAAGUUAGCAGUGGCGAUUGUAGUGGCAGGUGGAGUGCAGAAGGUUGACACGAGCAGCACAAGGGUCAGAGGAGAGUCGCACCUCCUGUUGGUGGGAGAUCCAGGAACCGGCAAGAGUCAGUUCUUGAAGUAUGUGUGUUCCCUAGUACCGAGGUGUGUCCUGACCACAGGCAUUGGCACCACUAAUGCUGGCCUCACUGUCUCUGCUGUCCGGGAUGAGGGAGAGUGGGCUCUGGAGGCUGGGGCUUUGGUUUUGGCUGAUGGUGGAGUGUGUUGCAUUGAUGAGUUCAACAGUGUGCGUGAGGCGGACAGGGCUGCCAUCCACGAGGCUAUGGAGCAACAGACAAUAAGUGUUGCCAAGGCUGGACUUGUGUGCAAGCUGAAUACAAGAUGCAGCAUUUUGGCAGCAACCAACCCCAAGGGACAGUACGACCCUGAGGAAUCCUUGACGGUCAAUGUGGCCCUGGCAUCCCCACUCCUCUCGCGGUUUGACCUCAUCCUGGUUCUGUUGGACACGAGGAAUCAAGAAUGGGACAGGAUUGUGUCCAGCUUCAUCCUAGAAGGGAAGGACCCUCUGGCUGGAGCAAAGAGCAAGGGUGAGGACGACUGGAGCAUCGAGCAGCUGCAGGCGUACUUCUGCCACAUCCGUAGCUUUCAGCCUUCCAUGACACGCGAGGCCAACGUCAUCCUGGCCAAGUACUACCAGCUGCAGCGACAGACAGACCAGCGGAGCCAAGCGAGGACCACCAUAAGACUUCUGGAGAGCCUGGUGCGGCUUUGCCAGGGACACGCAAGGCUCCUGAUGCGACAGGAGGUGACGGUGCAGGACGCUGUGGUGGCCGUGACCCUCAUGGAGGCGUCAAUGUGCGGGGCUUCACUCAUCACGGGCAUCAACCCUCUUCACACAGCCUUCCCAGCAUCACCCAGAGAUGAAUACAAGACACAAGUGAAGAUUGUGCUCGAGAGACUUGGGUUGUUUGACAUCCUGACAGAGGAGAUAGCAAAGAUCAACGAGGAGGAAAGGCUGUGCAUGAACUCCAGCUUCACCCAGCCAAAGCCUCAAUCCAAGAUGGCUAACAGUACAGAGAGCGAGGCACCACAGACAGUGAAGUACGUUCCAAAGAAUGUGUUCAAGCCUUCCGUGAGCGAAGACAAGACAAACCCAGGUAUCAUUGAGGAAUUGGAGGAGCAAGAGGAGAAGAGACGGAGGCCAGGAGGAAGCAGGCAGCAGAGGAUAGAUGAGAUGCACCCCAAGAGGGCAGACACUAGCCUCCUGUCCCCGGACUUGGAUGUGUCCUUUGGUACUUUGCUGGGAGAAGUGGAGGAGAAGGAGAGGGAAAGCGUAGAUUUCUUUGGAAAGAACAAAGGAAAGAAGAGUCAAAAGAGAACGCAGCUGAGAGAGGAAGAGGCAGACGCUCCAGAUACCCAACCAAAGAAGAAAUCUAAAAGAGGCAGACCAAGAGACACAUGCAUGACUAUCACACCAGGACCACAGGCAACUAAGAGAACUUUGGAGUCUUCACAGAUCCAAGUAGACAGGGCCAUGAAUGACCUGCUAGAUGAUCUAGAAGACUUUGAAAGCACUAAACCAUCUUGGAAUGUUACGUCUUCUAGUGUUGGAAAUGUUCCUUUCCUUGGCAUGUUUUCACAGAAAAUUAAGCAGCAAAGGAAUGUGAAUCCAAAAACUGCAGAAAAAUUGCAACAGCCAGAUAGUCAUGAGGGCAGCCAGACCCAGUCAGCCAAAAGGGCAUCAUCCACAUCAGAGGGGGAAGGGAAUAGUAUUGAAAAUGAUAGACAAGACAAUGAAAGGGAUAAGUCACGUUCCCUUCCACCCUCCCAAAUUACCAGUCAGAAACAUCCAACACAGGAUAAGCAAAAUAGUUCUCCCAUCCUCGGGGCCAGCACACUCUUUGCCAAGAGCAAGAAACAUCCAACACAGGAUAAGCCAAAUAGUUCUCCCAUCCUCGGGGCCAGCACACUCUUUGCCAAGAGCAAGAGAUCCUCCUUUCUCCUAACAAAUAAUUCAAAUGAAGUGGCUCAGGAUGGGUCGGUCCAAGAUACAAACCAACAUUCGGAGAAGGAGAACAACAGCACGGAUGCACUGAGAAACAUGGAAAGAGCAGGAGAUCGGACAGUUGGCAAGAGUGAGCGGCCAAGGCUCAUCCUCCCCUUCAAGAAGCCUGUAUUCCCUUCCAGCCAAGGAAAGUCCAGUCAGCAGCCCAUGGCCCUCUCUUUCACGAGGUCCAAAUUUGCCCCUGUAAAUGACAUUGACGAUGCAGACUUUGAGUUGGACUUGUAAAGUGGCAACGAAACUGAAAAUUGAAAAUUGGUCGAUAUAGUUUAUGUAACUUUAUGUGCAUGUAUAUUAUUAACAUAGUAGAUUUUCUUGUGAUAUUCAAUGACUAGAUUGCAUAUAGCAUUGGUACUUAUUAGGCAAUACAUUUUUAUUGGAAUUAAUAUUGGGGAAAUGCAGAGAUUUAUACUCGUACAUUUUCCAUGUACAAAGCAGGAUUUUUUUUUUUUUUUUUUAUGAAAAUAUAUAAUUUCAUAUACACAAAAAUGCUACAUGUCAGGCCCUUUACGUGAAUUUUAGAUAUUUAAAUAUUUUUGUUGACCGUAGUCCAAAAUCAUUUACAUAGACCAUUCUUGCUGAAUAUAUUUGUACCCAUGUUUUUAUAUUCAUUUCUAUUUUUUGUAGCAUGGAGAUUGAUAAGAAAAAUAAAAUUGAUUUUUGUACGUAUUGAAAGAUCUAUAUUAUAUAAUAAAUAUUGUUGAUUUUU